Messenger RNA from Macadamia integrifolia, 1856 nucleotides. RefSeq names its product developmentally-regulated G-protein 3. The record is from RefSeq and is a predicted model, not a curated record. The transcript is spliced from 10 exons. Gene Ontology annotation, molecular function: GTPase activity; GTP binding. Lineage: Eukaryota; Viridiplantae; Streptophyta; Magnoliopsida; Proteales; Proteaceae. Gene Ontology annotation, biological process: cytoplasmic translation. Gene Ontology annotation, cellular component: cytoplasm. Bases 117 to 1223 code for a protein of 368 amino acids.
UUUCCUCUCUAGAAGCAGAGCGAAACACCCAAGCUUACCAAUAACCUGCAUUUCUUUCUCGCUGUGAUCAAAGGAAGUUUCUCUACUCAUCAGCUUUUGUGUUCCAAGUUUCAGCAAUGGCGACCGUAAUGCAAAAAAUCAAAGAUAUCGAAGACGAGAUGGCGAGGACUCAAAAGAACAAAGCAACGGCCCAUCACCUGGGGUUGCUUAAGGCUAAACUUGCAAAGCUAAGACGGGAUCUCCUUGCACCUCCAUCAAAAGGAGGUGGUGGUGCUGGUGAAGGGUUUGAUGUUACCAAAAGUGGAGAUGCAAGAGUUGGUCUAGUGGGCUUCCCCUCGGUUGGGAAAUCAACACUUCUGAAUAAAUUAACAGGCACUUUUUCAGAGGUUGCGUCCUAUGAAUUUACUACUUUAACCUGCAUUCCUGGUGUUAUAACGUAUAGAGGAGCUAAAAUUCAGUUAUUGGAUCUUCCUGGAAUUAUUGAGGGUGCAAAGGACGGGAAAGGUAGAGGAAGGCAGGUUAUCAGCACUGCUAGGACAUGCAAUUGUAUUUUAAUUGUUCUUGAUGCAAUAAAACCGAUCACUCACAAGCGUCUGAUAGAGAAAGAACUUGAGGGAUUUGGCAUAAGGUUAAACAAGGAACCGCCUAAUCUGACUUUUAGGAAGAAAGAUAAAGGUGGAAUUAAUUUCACAUCAACGGUGGCAAAUACACUACUUGACCUUGAAACAGUGAAGGCCAUUUGUGGUGAAUACAAAAUUCAUAAUGCUGAUAUAACUCUUCGGUAUGAUGCAACUGCUGAUGAUCUCAUUGAUGUAAUCGAGGGUAGUAGAAUAUAUACACCCUGCAUCUAUGUCGUGAACAAGGUGGAUCAGAUAACACUUGAAGAACUGGAGAUUCUGGACAAACUUCCUCACUACUGCCCAAUUAGUGCACACCUGGAGUGGAACCUUGAUGGCCUGCUAGAGAAGAUAUGGGAAUACCUCGAUCUAACACGCAUAUAUACAAAACCCAAGGGAUUGAAUCCGGAUUAUGAAGACCCUGUAAUUUUGUCCUCCAAGAAGAGGACGAUUGAAGACUUUUGCACCCGCAUACAUAAAGAUAUGCUCAAACAGUUCAAGUAUGCAUUGGUUUGGGGAUCGAGCGUGAAACACAAACCCCAAAGAGUAGGCAAGGAGCAUGAACUUGAGGAUGAAGAUGUGGUUCAGAUAAUUAAAAAGGUGUGAUUGAAGGAGAUGAAGUCUAAUAGGGACCUUGACAAGUUUGUUCUGCUGGAACUGGCAGUCCAUUAGAAAGCUAUAGUGAGCAAGAGAACUUUUUGGUAGUGAAGAAACCAGCAUCAUGGUGCUUUUCCUUGACUGGGUUUUGUCCUCUGUAAAAUUCCAUCACUUCGUGAUUAUGUUUGGGGCAGUCCCAAUAGCUUAGAAUUUUGUGAAGGUUGUGUAUGACUAGCAAAUGCAUUACUUGAGUCAGCUCUCUUCACCUAUGGUGACCUAACUCUUUGAUUGGAAAUCGUGGGGGAGAGAAUAUCAUCAUUAACCCUCCAAUUGUUGAAGGUCUGAAAUAUGCUUUCUCAGUCCAAUUAGAGGAUCAGAUCCCAUGGGUUAAGAGAUUCUUUUUACUGUGGGUGAAGGUGAAGGUGAAAGUGAAGGUGAAGGAAAACCGGUCCUUUGUUUAUUGUGCUAAACAGAAAGAUGCAGGACAAGUUUUGACUUGUGUUACAUUCUGUCUUCUUUGCCAAUGUGGGCAACAAUGGCGGACCAAAGAAUUUCCUCUUGGUGGGUCCACUUUUGUUAAUAUACAUAUGCAUACAUCUCUAUGACAAAAAUGGUAAAUACCUUGGGGUCGCGAGCGAUCUA